Messenger RNA from Coprinopsis cinerea okayama7#130, 663 nucleotides. RefSeq lists its product as hypothetical. The transcript has 4 exons. The record is from RefSeq and is a predicted model, not a curated record. The coding region runs from base 1 to 663 and encodes 220 amino acids. Lineage: Eukaryota; Fungi; Basidiomycota; Agaricomycetes; Agaricales; Psathyrellaceae.
AUGAAGUUCUCCUUUGCUCCCACUGCAGUGCUUAUGCUCGCCACCUCUGCUAUUGCUGGUCGCGCUUACCGCAGGUCGUUCGACUUUGAAGACGAGCUCGCCCUUGCCGCACGAGAGCUCGAAAUUGCCGACUACCUCGAGGCUCGAUUGGCAGACUUCAUCGACGACUACCUCUACGAGCGAGCCGGCCCCUUCAUGGCAAUGAACAACCAGAAGAAGGAUGCGUCCAAAUUCAUCAAGGACGCCCACAAGGGUGGCCAGCUGAACACCGCCGCCGCUCCCGGAAGCUCGCAGCGGACAGUCCUGACCAAGGGCAACUGGCACCUCGACCGACAGCAAUCGACGAACGCGAAUGGAGAGCAUAAGGUUGCGGUUCAGAAGGCUGGUCCGAGAGCCCAGGGCGAGUCGACUACCGCCGCCCAAGUUACGAUUGCUGGGUUCCCCAAUAACAAGCAGCCCACGUCGUCGAAGGUUCACAAUAAGCUCCAGCAUUCGUUGAAGAGCGGUAAAGAGACGAGGAUUAAUUACCCUUCGAGGAAGACGGAGGCUCACAAACAGCGCAUGGCACAAGAGCAGGCUGCGAAACGGGCUAAAAACGCCAAAAAGCACAAGGAUGGUCAAGCUCGAGCCAAGAGCGGAAUCUUCAGGAAGGGAAGGAAGUAG